AUGAUAUCCAUCUCAGACAGCCUAACCAUCAUAUUCGGUUGCUUAUCCCUCCUCUUAACUUACGUCACCGCCGCAUACUUCAAUGGUCGUACUCCCAGCAUCUACAAAACUGGGGUUGAAAUAAUGUUGUCCGGAAGGAAUGAGAGAUGUGAGAGAUUCAAUGAGAGGAAUGGGAUGAAACCUCUCGGGGCCGAGCCGAAAAACUCACCAAACAACCAAACAACCAAACAACCGAACCGAAGAACCACCGAAUAA
Molecule: messenger RNA, 255 nt
Organism: Sclerotinia sclerotiorum 1980 UF-70
Lineage: Eukaryota; Fungi; Ascomycota; Leotiomycetes; Helotiales; Sclerotiniaceae
Exons: 4
Coding region: 1-255 (84 amino acids)
Source: RefSeq, a predicted model, not a curated record